AUUCACACUACGUGACUCACGGCACAUCCCGUAGUCGAAAUUGCGUGGAGCGCUAGCUAAAAUCGCAUCGAUAAAACUGGACGUGGCUACGAUCGCUUCGCAAUUUGAUGACGCAGUAUGCGUGAUGUCUUCAUUCCGCUUCAAACCAUCACCGCUGGAGGACUGAAAUUGUUCGAUCUACUCGCGAUAUAAAAGUGAGAUUUUGUUCUUAGACGCUUCAAAGUCCGAUCGGUGUUUGUAAACUCGACAUCGUCUUGAUAAACUUUUUCUGAACUGUUUAGCUACCAGUAUUACCGCAAGUGUGUAGUGGAUCACCGCCGCUCAUUGAGUAUUCUGCGCGGGUUGUUUUAUGUGGUUUACAGUGAGGUGUGGUUUGAAUAUCAAUUCAGCAGCGUCUGGCGUAUAGAGGAGCUUCCGUCAAGCGGUCGCCAGUCAAUUUUUUUUCGGGGUUGGCAUUCUUGUUCAUAAUUAUCCCCAACGUGUGGAGGGAAAAAAAUACCGUACCCAUGCCGUGCCAAAUGCAUAUCAUGCAGGAAGACCGCCAUCUCUCACCGCUGAGUGGUCCGCUGAUCAGCAAGGACAAUCACAGAGAUCGUAACAACCAUUAUUACAACCCCCUCAAAAUGGCCGACUCGGUCGGCGGCGGCAGAAAGCCGGUCUUGAAGGGACCGAGCGGGGAGCGGUCCCUCUCCGAAGCCCUGGCCGAUUUCCCCGGCGAGCUGGUCCGGACCGAGAGCCCCAACUUCGUCUGCUCCGUGCUGCCGUCCCACUGGAGAUGUAACAAGAGUUUACCCGUGGCUUUCAAAGUGGUGUCUCUGGGAGAAAUUAAAGACGGGACCAUGGUGUCCAUCGCGGCCGGCAACGACGAAAAUCAUUGCGCCGAGCUUCGGAAUGCCUCCGCCGUCAUGAAAAACAACGUGGCUAGAUUCAACGAUCUACGAUUUGUCGGCCGAUCUGGUAGAGGGAAGAGUCUGACGUUAUCCAUUAUCAUAGCGACCAACCCACCUCAGGUUGCUACCUACAACCGUGCAAUAAAAGUUACCGUCGAUGGACCCAGAGAACCAAGAAGACACAGACCUAAGCUCGAGGAGCCUCGCAUGCCUCAGCAUCUCCACAACCCCAGUCUGCCUUUCCCCAACCGCAUCGGUGAGCUGUCCGGUUUCUCCCCGGCCAAGAGCCAGCCCAUGCCCCAGCCUCAGGUCCGAAACAUCCGACCGCAGGUCCUGAACUCCACAAACAACUAUCUGACAGCGGUUACGCAAGAUAACCAGCAGCAGCAGCAACAGCAGCAGGAUGCCAUAGCAUUGAAUCGUCCCUCCUCCACUUCAUGGCCCUACUCCUACCAGACCGCAGGGUUCUUCACCCCUCAGCCCCAAGCCACUACGGCCCUCCCGGCCAUCAGCCCGACCCGGACCACCGCGGCCGACCUGAAGAUGGACACCAUGGACGGCAUGGGGCAGCUCACACAGCUCACCUCGGUCACCAGCGCCGAGAACUCCCUGAGCCACAUGCUGGGGGUAUCGGCUAACCCGCGCAGUGCGAGCAACGACCCACGGUUCAUCUACCCAAACUGCGUGACGUCGGGGUUCCCUUCCUCGUCCGUUCUCUCGCCCAGCAUCGAUUCCACCCGAUUCCUCCCCAUGACACCCAGCGCGUUCCCUCUCCCGUCCCCCGAUCUGUUCGGCGGCGGUCCCUCCACCCCUGUCACGCUGACCUCCCCACCGUAUCUGCCAAGCUCCCCGCCCUACCAGUUGUACCCCCACCUGUACAUGAGCUCGCCGUCUCACCAGCCCGUGCAAAACUUCUUCGAGAGCACGCCUCAUGUGCUCCCGCCCAGCACCACUAGAUCCGAGAGCAAGUCGGAAGACAUCAAGCCCAGAGACAUGCCGUCGCAGACGAUAUCGCACCACCCAGGAGGUCACGACAUGUCCACGCUCAUGACCUAUGACCCCACGCGGACCGAUGUUGCCGCAGGUAACAUUGUUUCUCUUGAAGCAGCUCCUGGGAUGCCCAUCCCGUUGUCCUUACACCACGCCCCAGACCCAUCUGGGAUGCAUCCUCUGCCAGUAGACGAAGACCGAAAAGAGGACGUCUGGAGACCUUACUGACUGCAUCAAGCAAAUUAUCUUUCCUUAAUGAUUUAAUUAAUUAAAGGUUGCAACCUUAAUAUUUAUACAAUAUCUGUGAAUCUAAAACAGUGAUAAUCUUAUUAAACACCAAGCAUUUGGUAACGAGGUGCAAGAUUUGCUUGUAGAAUCCAGCCCAAUAUCAACAUCAAAGUCGAAAUCUAGGACCAAAUAAUGACCAAAUUAUCUCAAUUCAAGUACAAUUUACAAAUACUAAAAACGAUUGUUUUUUCACAGUUGCGUAUGGAUUGUUACAGCAAUUGCCACAAGUGAUCCUACUUCUUUUCACGUGAAAUAGAAGCUGUGGUCUUCAUAAAGAAAAUAAUAGCCUGUCAAAAAGUGCAGUUGUCUUCUGCCGAUCGUUUUAACAAAAUAUUUACACAAUGAAGGUUUAAAAAGAAAUAACAAGGCACUGAACGUACAACAAAACUAAAUAAUGAAAGUUGACACAAAGUCACAUUCUUCAAAGAAUCGCGAAGAUUGCCUCAAGAGUGAAAGAGUUGCUGCCGGUAUCAUUUUCUCCUUGUUCAUCGAGAAGGAAUGCCGCAGCCUAUUUGCAGGCCGCGGUUUGUUUCUCUUUCUAAAAGUAGACGUGUGACAACCUUGUUCCCUUGGAAUGGAAUGAAGACUUGACUUUUAUACACUGGUACAUGUCUUGUGCAUGGUUGAUCAGAUGUGUUUUAAUUAUGCGGCGGCCAUCUUGUUUUGUCCCAUUGAUAGCUGGUGCCCUAAAUACAAUUUCACAAUAUUGUUAUGGAUGGGCUGCGGAUACCUGACCAAGAAUGGCUGUCGAAAUUCAUUUAGAUUCUACAGGCUAAUCUCUGCACUAAAACAAACUUGUAUUUGCUAGUAUUUUAAAACUGCCUUGCCCACGAUUUUGUUAUCAUAUUGUAAACAAGUAAUUUAUAACGCUACAGUAGAUUUAGACGCCUUUUUGCGAAGCGUAGAUUUAGAAAUAGGUUGUAGAUAAAAGAAAUAAUAUAUUCCUAUUUAUUAAUAUUUAAUGGCAAAAAAAAUUAAUUGAAAUCUGUAUGGAAUUUCCUGAAAGACAUUCCAAAGAAUUCAACAAAAAGCGACCAAGAAGUGACUUUCAAGAUGAAGUAGUGUUAGUCCCUUUAAAAUAUUCCUCCCUGAAGUGUUGGUUUGCCUUGUGAGUUCAGUAUGUCAAUUAAAGGGCCAGGCCAGUCGUAGCGUUGCACCAGCAACUCUGUGUCAUUUAAGCAGUAAAUGGCGUAGUUGCUCUGACAACCACCUAAGAUUGUUUGUAAGUCUUAUGUGACUGGUAGGUAUACUUUUAACCCUUGUGCACAAACAAGAUCCUAAUUCAGAUUUACACAUAGUGUGAAUUCGUGUGACGUUCAAGCAAAGUGCCAGCUUUGUGCACUGUAGAAAUUUGGGCAAUCAUUGUAUUUUGGUAAGUUACAAGAAAGUUUUUAGUUAAAUAGAUUCCUGGUGAUUGCACUAAUAAAUUAUAGCAUGCAGGCAUGAUUAUUUUGAAAUCCAUAAAAAAUGCCAGACUAUGGGCAUCAGAAAAAAAAACUCUUCAUUAUAAAAAAAAGAAGAAGCCGAAAAAUGAUCGUAGAUAUGUUGUACACAAGGGCGUAAGAGUAUUUUAAUCGCCAUUUUUUUUCUUGUAAUUGUAAAUUGAUGUAUCAUAAUUUGAUUGUUUUAAAAGGAAAAAGAAAGACUCCCAGAGGGAGUUUUGUAAAUGUACAAUUCACGUUAUUACAAAGUAAAUAUUUUUUAUGAAACAAGAUGGAAAAACGAUGUUUAAAAAAAAAAAAAAAGAGGAAAAGUUGUAGGCGUUUGGAAGAAAAGUGAAAUUUGAAAAUCAAACAAAUGUUUUUCAUGCUAUGAGCUAAGUUACAAUUCAUUGUUGUUUCAAACCACCGGGCUUUUUUUUUUACAAGAGAUAAAAACUGGUGGUUUCUUACUUUUGAGGAUGUGUUCACCGUUUGGUUUAAAGCAAAAAUGUUAAGGAACUCCAAAAAAGAACACACACAUAUCAGUUUUAACGUUUUAUAAUGUUAGGUGACAUUAAAUGAAAACGACAUAUUUCAUAUUCCAAGGAAGGAUUUUGUCAACUAGAACAGAGAAAAUCAAAGGAUAAACAGAAAGUUGACUUUGCCAAUUUCAGUAACAAGUUUCUGAGAAGCUGUAAGCUAACGAAAAAAAUAAUAUUUAUAAACGUUUGGUUUGGAAAGCAGGGAUAUGAAGUUUGUAAGCCUUGCAUUGUACAGAGAUGUACAUAAACAAAACUGUUAUUUAAGAAAAGACUUGAUUCAGAUAUGAAAUAUUUAGAAUGAACAAGAAUGCAAAUGUAAUACUUAAAAAAUAAGAUUACCUAACUUGUGUUGUUUUUUCUGAUGUACGUAAUCAAGAAAUUGAAACUGUAAUAACGUCCGCGUGUUUGUAUCAAUAUUUAAUAGCAGCGUGAAAGUGUCAUUGCGAAUAGUGUGAAAUUGCAUAAAUAACAGAAAUGCGUGCUGAAAACUGUAAUUUUGUAUGCUUUACCGUAAUCUAAAUAAAUUUAAUUUAAUUAGCCAUUUUCAAAAACUGUUUCAAACAUGUUUUGUGUUAUUCUGUUAACUUUGUGUUUUUUUUAUAAUAGUAAUAAAAACCUUUCACAAAAAAUGUCCUUGUAAUUCAGAGUGUGACUUUUUUUCUGAAGAGACUAAGAACAGCACUGAUUGGACAAUCAAAGCAUUUGAACCCUUUAAGACAAGUUGUGUGAUUGGUCAAAUAAGGCUACCAAAUGCCUUUAAAAAAAAC
Patiria miniata (bat star) is the source of this 4898-nucleotide messenger RNA. Its product is annotated as runt-related transcription factor 1-like. Gene Ontology annotation, cellular component: nucleus. NCBI's taxonomy places the organism in Eukaryota, Metazoa, Echinodermata, Asteroidea, Valvatida, Asterinidae. The transcript has 4 exons. The record is from RefSeq and is a predicted model, not a curated record. Bases 507 to 2108 code for a protein of 533 amino acids. Gene Ontology annotation, biological process: regulation of DNA-templated transcription. Gene Ontology annotation, molecular function: ATP binding; RNA polymerase II cis-regulatory region sequence-specific DNA binding; DNA-binding transcription factor activity, RNA polymerase II-specific.